Molecule: messenger RNA, 510 nt
Organism: Grammomys surdaster
Lineage: Eukaryota; Metazoa; Chordata; Mammalia; Rodentia; Muridae
Product: endogenous retrovirus group K member 6 Pro protein-like
Exons: 2
Coding region: 1-510 (169 amino acids)
Biological process (GO): proteolysis
Molecular function (GO): aspartic-type endopeptidase activity
Source: RefSeq, a predicted model, not a curated record
AUGGGAGUAGAUUUGAUAUUUCUGUCCCUGAAUCUUGACCAACGUCCUGUGCUAGAGUUGAACAUAGAAGGGAAAAGGAUCCUGGGUCUUUUGGAUACAGGAGCAGACAGAAGUAUAAUAGCUAAGAAAGAUUGGCCUUCAGGUUGGCCUGUGCAAUCUUCCUCUCAAACCUUUCAAGGACUUGGCUAUGCAAAAACUCCGGACAUGAGUGCAAGGCAGCUAAAGUGGCAGGAUCAGGAAGGGCAUUCCGGAGUUGUGCAACCAUAUGUACUUGAGUUGCCGAUUUCCCUAUGGGGAAGAGAUUUGUUAAAAGACAUGGGGUUUAAGUUAAGCAAUGAGUAUUCUCUUUCUGCCCAGCGCAUGAUGCAAGAUAUGGGUUAUGCUCCAGGCUUUGGAAUAGGGAAGACCAGCAAGAUCCAGUGUGGGUUCCUGAACGCCUUGUAUGAAAGAUUAGCCAUGAAGACCUUCCUAGGAAUCCUGAUGAUGCUGGCAGUGAUGGUGCCGGGAUGA